AUGGAAAAGGUGGAAGACCUAUGAUGGGAAGAUGAAGUUAACGAAAAAUACCAGCUUCUCAAAAAGUUCAUGUAUUCACUCUGGGUGAUCGGGGUGAGCUUGCUGGUUUUCUUAAAUGUGUUUUUUGAUUCAUUUUUUGAGUUCUUACCAAUUCACCUCCCUUACCUUAUUAUUCAUUCUAUUGGCAGCUUUGGGACUUGGCUUAUCGGCACAAAAAGUGUAACUUACAAAUGCCUUUACUCAAUUCUUUAUUCAGAGUAUGCAGGUUUCGUGUUUUGAACGAUGGGGAAUUAUGAAUGAAGAGCUCACAGUAUGCUAUUUGAAAUGAUUUCUCUUAUCUUUAUAAACAGCUUUGAAUUGCCAUUUGUCAGGAAAGGAUUUUUUAAAACCCUUAUAAUUUUCAAGCAUAUUUUCCUGUGGUAUUAUUUGAAAUCAGUGACUGGUGAACAGGAGUUUUCAGUUGACCACAUGCCUCAUUUAAUUGCAUUCCUUACCUUAUUUCUUUAUAACUUGAAUUCAUACUAUCUCAAAGAAAAAUCCUUAAACCGAUUUACGUAUAGACGAAACCUGGAAAUCGCUGAAGAACGGCUAGGAUUAUUACUGAACUUGCACACUGAUGGAAUCCUGGUAUUUUCUGAGAGCUCUGUUUUAUACACUAACAUCCAUACAACCAGGCUGUUAGGAUGCAGGCCAUGCGAGAUAAUAAAUGAGCUCUCAAAAAUUGAAUACUGCAAUGGGAAAAAAUAUUCAAGCUUAACUAGUUCAAAUAAAUUGAUGGAUGAUGUCCAUCUUAUUCACGUUUUACCUGCUGGUGAAGAAGUUAUGCUUGGGAUAUGUCAAAGGCAAGGAAACAAUCUAGAGUGGAAAGGAAGGAAAUUGAUGUUUGAAGGGUCAGAGUGCGUACUGCUGAGCAUAAGGGAUGUGAACCAUAUGAUUCAGCUAGAGCAAACAAUUUCUGAUAACACUCUAAAGAAUGUGCUUUUAAGAUCUGUUUCUCAUGAGUUGAGAACUCCAAUUAAUGCUAUCACCUUCUUGACUGACAGCUUGAUUUGUGAAAAUAACACAAUUGAAAGGGAGCUCUGUAAGCUGAAAUUGGAUAUGAUUUCGCUUUCUUCUAAACUCUUGCUUUCUCUUGUUAAUGAUUUAUUAGACUAUUCCAAGAUGAUAACUGGGGCUUUUUCAAUCAAAAAGAGUUGUUUAAUUACUCCCUGGAGCGGAAAAAAAAAUUUUGUUCAAAGUUAAUUUUUUUUUCAAAAAAUUUCUAUAUAAAUUUUUUUUCGAAUUUUAAAAAAAUUCCAUUUAACAAAAAUUGAGCAAAUAGUUAUUUAAUUUGUAAAAUUUAUAUUUUAAAAGGCAAUUUUAUAUAUUAAACAGAAUUAUCAAGAGAUUUCAUCAUACUAAUUACCACUUAUAUAUAUCAAUUUUUUUUUCAUAAUAAAUUGUUUAUUUGUUCGUGGAGUUUUUUUUGAGCAAAAAAGGGAUUUUUCCAAUGGUUUUGUUCGUCACGGAGAGGGGAGUUAGAUAAUGCUUAAAACCAUAUACCACAUAAUCUAUCAAGGCUUCCAUCCCUACCUCAGAAAGCCUACCCACGAAAAUGGUGUUGGAAUCAAGGCUGAAUGGUCUUCUAGGCCUUCUGGAUUCGAUAGCUAUCCUUCCGAAUUUCGAACUUACCGCCAUCACAUAUGGCAUGCUAAAGAUCCCAGUCUCCAUUGGCUGAUGUUAAUGACAUACGUUUUAAUAUUCAAUUUCCCUAACGACAGGAGCCUCACACUGCAUAUCCUAGAUUCUUGCUUCCUGCCAUAGCUGGGAUAAAAUUACUAGAUAAAGGCAAGUAUUUAAUCAAUAUUUGUCAAAGAAGAUUUAUAUUUGGGAGAGCAGAGAUACCAGAUGACACGAUAUUUUUUUUCAUCGAAAAGGCAAAGUUCCGAUUAUACGAAGUCAUAAAUGAUGCUAUACAACUUAUCAAACUCCAAGCUGAGAAAAAAGGACUAACACUUAUUUUAAGAUAUGAUCCAUCCUUGCCGCAAUUUGUGUUCUCAGAUUCGCUCAGACUGAAGCAAGCUCUUUUGAACCUUCUCAGCAACUCCUUAAAGUUCACAAUAAAAGGAUCAAUUGAAGUUAUAUGUAUAAUGGGCAUGAAGGGAAAAUUAAAAAUAAAAGUUAAGGACACAGGAAUCGGGAUUUCUGAAAACAAAAUCAAUGAUCUUUUCAAAGAGUUCAAUACAGAGAGGCAUGAAACUCUGAAUCCUCAAGGAUGUGGGCUUGGCUUGUAUAUUUCCAGUAGAAUUGUUAAAGAUCUAGGUGGAGACUCAGUUAAAGUAAAAUCUCAAAUCGACGUCGGCUCUUCUUUUAGCUUUGAAAUUGAUAUUUUUGAAGAAAAUUCACUAGAUCCUCAUCAAUACGAAUCUGGAAAAAGUUUUAGCACAGAUGAGCAGAAUUUUAUAAUAUCUCCUCCAGAUUUCCAAGCACUGUGUACAGAAAAGGAGCCCACUUCUGUUUUAAUUGCAGACGAUAAUGAUAUUAAUAGAAUCAUGCUGGGGAAUCUGCUGUCAAAGUAUAAAAUCUCUUUUGAUGAGGCUUGCACAGGAAAAGAAGCAAUAAGGCUUGUUGAAAAAAUGAGCAAACUCAAUAGGCCAUAUAAAGUGAUUAUCAUGGACGGAAGCAUGCCUGAGUUAAAUGGAUGGGAUGUAUCAAAUCUUAUAAACAGAAUGUAUUUCGAAUAUGAAAUCAGCUAUCUUCCAGUUAUUAUUGGGUAUACAGCAUUUAACUCUGAAGAAGAAAUUACUUUGUGCUACCAAAGCGGGGAUAAUUAAAAUAUGGCGUCUUCGUCUGGGCAUGGCCUCCCGGCCAUGUAUACUCGACUCAUAUUUUUAUUAUAUCCGGCAAGAUUUUGCAUUUCAGAAACGGACGGCAAUGCUAGGUAAGCAAUUCUGGUUGUGCUCAGAGCCUAGCCCAAGUCUACUUUCGGGAAUGUUUUUUCCUCAUGGGAAAGGAGGCACGCAAGUUGGAAAGGGGAAGCUCAGCCAAGUCCGUUAGGUCCAAUCGGGCAACUCCCUAGCGUGAAACUGGGCGUUACGUCCCAGGCUUCGUGUUUUUCCUUUUUGCCGAAAGCCUACCAGAAAAUCCAUUUUUUAUGGAUUUUUUCGGAAUGGCAACCCAUGUCCUCAAGCGAAGUAGCUCAGUCAUGAGCCGCCUUAGUCGGCAACACUGUUCCGGAGGCGCGUACUGGAGAUCGAGGCUGAUUGGCCCCAGACGAUCGGCGGGCCCUAUGCGGCGAAGAAGCAGCGGGAAGCUCUGGGAGGGGUUACCCCGUGAAUGGCGUUAAACACAGAAUCUAAUAAGUUAAGUUAAGUUAAGCUACCAAAGCGGGAUGAGUUAUUGCUUGUUGAAGCCUUGUAACCCAGAUGAAUUAAUUUCCACAAUCAGGAAAUACAUUUAA
Molecule: messenger RNA, 3439 nt
Organism: Blepharisma stoltei
Lineage: Eukaryota; Ciliophora; Heterotrichea; Heterotrichida; Blepharismidae
Source: the annotation of a GenBank genome assembly